UCAACCGGAAGAUUGAAAGUCAUUGGAAGUUAAAGUCAUUACACAGUGGAAUAUCCCAAAAUGUACAGAUUUUUGACCCUAUUGUCGAGAGAUUUUGAGUUUAAUCCCCAGCGAUGCUUGGCCUGGGCUUCUAGCUAUUUUUCAACCUGCAACAAAGCAUCCAUCCAUCCAUCCAUUUUGUAUAUGUAUUUUGUAUUGUUGGUUGUGUUUCGAUCAGAGCCUCACGAGUGAUCUUCUGAGAAUAUGAGUGAAUUAUUUACUAUUGCCAUCAUCUUCUUUAUGAGCCUAUGCAUGUGAUGUCAAUCGAACAUGGCUCGAAAACUCCUGCAUAAUCCAUAAAUUAUUGAUUCAGCCUUUGCAGGGCAACUUGCAGCAUAUUUUAUCUUACCAUAUUUUAAUGUGCUCUCUUUUUUUCUCCAGACAAACAGCUUCUUUCAACUUUAACAAAAAAUCUUAAUGCUGCUUAAAAACCCAAAUCAGUGUUUACAGUGAAUAUAGAAAUCACACGAAAACCACCCCACCUGAGCCCCAUGCUAUGCAAUGAAAAAAAGGUUUUCCCAAUAUUUUUUCAGCCCCAGUGGGCUACAGAACUCUAUCAGAGUUUAUCUGCACAGAAAAUUACCAGUACAAGUUGGGUUGUUUUAGUAAUCUUUUAAAUUUAAGCUGUCAGUGCAUAUACUGCAGAAGUACAGUUACUUUAGAUGUAUGAAAAAAAUCACAUGAGAAGCAGACCAUUCUCAGGACAGCAGUGACACUGACAUAGUUGUGUUAUGUUCUUGGGAGCUGUACUGGUAAAGGUACAGUGGAGUGCCUGGGGUUUUACUAUAUAUGUUCCUACUGUAUUUCAUAUCAUCGCUGCAUGUCAGAAUAACACAAUGUAUCUCAACCUUUGGCUUUUUUUCUACAUAAUGUGAAAAAACAGCUGCCUUUAACAUUCUCUCAAAAAUUCAUCAACAGAACAUGAAUAGAAAGUGUCCCAAAAACACUUUUUACAUCAACGUGCAUCAAAAGUUAAGAUUUUGUUUUGCUUCUCUUGUAAAGUUGCAAUUUUACAUAUACACUGAAAUACAAAUUAAAAUCAGUAAUUAAUACACCUACACAUACAAUUUUUAGUAUUCAAUUUACUUGAAAAUGUCAGUUGUCUCAGUGCAUUCCAACCCGGUCUCACUCCCUAUGCGUAUGAAAUCGUACGCAAAACUAAACACUGGGAUGCGUACUCAUGCGUACGCAGAGAGCUGCGUACAAAUGUUACGCCGCUAUCAAAUACAUGUAAAUACCCUAGGCUAUAUUUAGGUGUCCAAACUGAUCGUAGUAUCUACUCUGUACAGUAUAUUAACGCAAACGCUAAAAAAAGAUGAGACAUUUGACGUUUUACGAGUUGAGAGAGAGAGAGACAUAGAGAGAGAUGCACUUACUGAGCGAAUGCCCAGAAUACAGUGGGAUUCGGUCAGAAUUCUUCACUAAAAAGACCAACAUAAUCGCUUUAUUAAAACCCUUCCUGAGCAAUGAUGUCUGAGGUAAAUAUAAGCGUGCUAUACACUGGAGCACAGUAUGUUCAGGCCUGCCACAGAGUAAGGGACGGAGAUACACACCAAUGAGCACACACGUUAUUAUUAAUUAAUAAUAAUAAUGGUAUUAAUAUUAGUAAUUAAUAUAUUAUUAAUAAUUCUGUUAUUAAUUAAUAAACUAUGAGAGUUUAAUAGUUUCAUAGUUUAGGGUUUGUUCGGUUUGUUUUUGGCUACUUUUUUCUGAUGUGUGGAGACAAACGUAAUUUUCACCUAAACGUAUUCCUUCUUUUAUUCUCUGUUUCUGGUUCUUCUCAGGUUCUGAUAUGCCUAAAUGAACUGAUUAGUAUCCAAGCUCAAAUAAUGAUGGAUUUUACAUCUUCAGAAGUGAUGUGCGAGGUUGCCAAUUUAACAAAGGAAUUUACUUUUAGUCAUUCUUGUUCGUUUUAGUUAACCUCACUUGUAACAGGAAUUCAUUCAUAAUAGACCACGUAUGGAAACAUCCCAAUAUAUGUAUGUAUUUAGUUAACAAGAAUGUGCUCAGACAAAGACUCUUACUGUGAAGUUCUGGUUGCAUUGGUAAGGUUGCUAUCCAAUUUGAGCGCGAUUGCGACCAUCGAUAUCAAGGUUUUGAAGCAAAGAUCGUUUAAGGGAGGGUCUAAGUUAGGGCACUACAUUUCAUACAGCCUCAUUUAUGAAAGCUAAUGCAUUGAAGUGAAAGUGAGCGCCCCCCAUCUUUCGGACUGUGUGCACUUCCGCCCGAUCCUCUGGACACGGAACCACAGCUCGCUUUUCCCUCCACACGACCUUUCAGAUCCCUCCUCACAUCCAUCUAUCUCUCUAUCCUUUAUAGCGACCCAACGGCACUUUUAAGAGCCACUCGUCUGUCUGUCUAUCCAUACAUCCGUUUAUAAUCUGAUUAUAGAUAAUCAAUUUGUCUAUCUACCUAUCUGUUUGUCUAUCUAUAUAUCUAUCUGUCUAUCUCUCUAUCUACUUACCUACCUACCUCUCUGUCGUUCUACCUUUUUGGCUUUCUUUCUGGCUGUUCAUCUGUCUGUCUGACUGACUGGAUACCAUGCCAGGUUCAACCCAAAAGACCUGCCAGUCAUGCAAGGCACAAAUAAAUGUUGGCUGUAAACACUGCAAGCUGUGUGGGGCUUCUCAGCCCCAGAAAGUGAAAUAGCAGCAGGCCAAAGACAAAACAUCAAAGGAAUGGGCCCAAAAAAUGUUGAAUGGAAGAAACACCUCAAAGCUGAUAAAUUCCACCAAUCUUCUACUCCACAAGUUUCACAUGUUGGGUUAUUACCCCCUUCUUCUUCUUGGGAGGAGGAAGACGAGGCAGGCCACAAAUUUUAGGUCAGAUGUUUUUUAUCCUCAGCAGUUUUCUUCAGAAAUGGAGAGGACAUCAAUUUCUACAAUUCGUUUGCUGUAUGAAGGUCUUCUAAAAGUGGCUCUUAAUCCAGAAGCCAACCCCAACUCUUCAAAUGCUCCUGAGACCAACACCAGCUCUGCCCAUACUCCUGAGACCAACACCAGCUUUUCACAUGCUCCUGAGACCAACUUCAGCUGUUCAGAUGGUCCUACAGAGAACCCCAGCUCUUCAGUUGCUCCCCUUCAUACUGAACCUACAUACACCUUAAUUCUUACUCCUGUUACAUCUGAAAAGGAAAAUUCCACAGUGGUUCUUAAUCUGGAAGUCAACCCCAGCUCUUCAGAUGAUCCUGAGACCAGCCCCAUCUGUUCAGAUGCUCCUGAGACCAGCCCCUUCUCUUCAGAUGGUCCUGAGGCUAGCCCCAGCUUUUCAGCUACUCCUGAGCCCCGCAGCAGCUCUUUAGAUGAACUCAAACCAAUUCUCUCCCCUGUUACAUCUGGAAAUGAGAAUUCCACAGACAAGUACCCCUGCAAGAAAAGAACACAAGAAGUAACACCAAAUGUGUCCAGCUCGACAUUUAAUCGUACUUUUCCCUGCAAGAAAAGAAGAAUAAAGAUCAACCCAAGUGAAUGCCCUGUCCACACUAUGGCUGACACCUACCCAGUCCAAAAAAUUUUAUCACAGAGGGUAUCAAAAGAGGGCACAAAAGAGGUCAAAGUCCGUUGGCAGCAGUGUUCUGGGUGUGGCAUCAAGUGGAAAGACACAUGGGAGCCUUUCAACGAGAUAUUCCCGUAGUAAUGAUUUGAAAUAAUACUCUAAAUUAUUCAUUUUGGAAUUUUGAUGUUUAGCAUAACUAUUUCUAGGUGAUGUGUUAUUUAUUCAUCAUUACCCUUGUCAUUCAUAAGGUUAUUAUUGUUCAAUAAAGAUAUUGUGCAACAUCUUA
Pygocentrus nattereri (red-bellied piranha) is the source of this 3820-nucleotide messenger RNA. RefSeq lists its product as uncharacterized. The coding region runs from base 2731 to 3672 and encodes 313 amino acids. NCBI's taxonomy places the organism in Eukaryota, Metazoa, Chordata, Actinopteri, Characiformes, Serrasalmidae. The record is from RefSeq and is a predicted model, not a curated record. The transcript is spliced from 9 exons.